Messenger RNA from Hemibagrus wyckioides, 1496 nucleotides. Its product is annotated as cytotoxic and regulatory T-cell molecule. Lineage: Eukaryota; Metazoa; Chordata; Actinopteri; Siluriformes; Bagridae. Gene Ontology annotation, cellular component: plasma membrane. The coding region runs from base 10 to 1308 and encodes 432 amino acids. Gene Ontology annotation, biological process: detection of tumor cell; cell recognition; positive regulation of natural killer cell mediated cytotoxicity directed against tumor cell target. The transcript has 12 exons. The record is from RefSeq and is a predicted model, not a curated record. Gene Ontology annotation, molecular function: signaling receptor binding.
GCUUGCACUAUGCAGAACACACGGAGCUUGUGGAUUCGCUUUCUUUUGUUGAUCACAGGAGGCUUAACACAGUGCUUGGCACUGAAGCACAUCUCAGUACUCCAAGGAGAUACACUGACUAUGAAAUGCCACUUCAAAAACACUAAUAUGCUUCAUGCUUUGGAGUGGAGAGACCCAAAAGAUUUCCUCUUGUUCUUUAACAGAGAAAAAGUUUUGAAAGACAAGAGAAAGACAACUGUCACCUUAACAGCCACAAAAUUUUCAAUAAGUGUGCCUGAUAUGAAAUUCAAAGAUGGAGGUGUUUACAAAUGUCUUCAUUACAAAAAUAAAGUCACAGAGAAAAGAUAUAAAGUCACUGUUAUAGGUGCUCCAAAACUGGAAAUAUAUGAGCAAGAGGAUAAAACAAUGCUUAAAUGCUCUGCUUCAGCAAAUGAGCAUCCAACCAGACUCUCAUGGGUAAUGGACAAUGGCCUAGAGAUUGCGGCUCACCCAUACUACGAGUAUGAAAAUGCAUCCAACAAAUACACAGCUGUAAGCCAGCUGAGUUUAAAGGUUCCUAGGAAAAAAGUUACAGUAAAGUGCUUGGUCCGUCAUCCAGCUCUCCAUGGUUCUGAACUGGAAACCUUUAUCCACUUAGGAGACCAGAGUCAAGAUACUUCAACCUCAUCAAGUACCACACUUGGAUCAAUAGGCACAACGGUCAUUCCAACACUUUUUAGCAAAACAAACUUUACCAAUAGUCAAUCAGAGUCAGAAACAACAAAUUACAGUAAUACAACAGUAAAUGAAACCACAGAAGGAACUUCAUCAAAUGGGAGAACAAACAUAUUAAGCAACACUACUGCAAAUGAGACAGCUGAAACAACAGAGGGCAUGCCAUCAAAUACCAGCAACACAUCAUUAAGCAACAAUACUGGGAAUGACGACACACAUUUUGACACACAUAUUAAAAAGGGAAAUUCUGCAUUGCUGGUGCUGCUGGUCACAUGCCUCAUCAUCUGCCUGGUCGUGGUGCUUGCCUUCUUCCUGGUUCGCCUCAGGAAAGCACAUAUGGCCUGGAAAAAAGAGAAUGAAGAAUCUGAUCAGUCAGUAGAGAGCAGCAAGUCAAAGUCGAGCAGUGAGGAGAAGCAAAAGCAAAAACAGCAACAGAGAGGACGAGGCUUUUUGAAAACCAGUUUCACAAAGUACAAAGUAGAGGAAGCGCAAGAAGCUCAGGUGCAAGAAGCUCAGGCCACACCUACUUCUGUUGUUAACGAAAACCCACAGCACUUUAUAUCCAGAUCUAGCAUCAAAGAGACGGAACUGUGAACAAUUUGAGAACAAUACCUAACCAGCAUUGGUAUUGUAGCCUAUUGGUGCUUGAAUACUGGUUGAAAGCUUGAAUGAUAUUAAGCUAAAUGUAUUUUGUUUUAUAAUCUUUAUGUGCCUAUAAUGUGUACUAUAUUGAUGAUUUUGAUAUUUUUUGAAGAUAGUGUAUAGUAUAUAUUUUUUUACGG